Messenger RNA from Coregonus sp. 'balchen', 24530 nucleotides. NCBI's taxonomy places the organism in Eukaryota, Metazoa, Chordata, Actinopteri, Salmoniformes, Salmonidae. The record is from the annotation of a GenBank genome assembly.
UAAGGGUAGACUGUCUUCCGACAUGAAUCCUGUGUACAGUCCUGUCCAGCCCGGGACACCGUACGGGAACCCCAAGAACAUGGCAUACGCAGGUGAGUGCCAAAACAACAACAACAAAAACAACCAGCAAUACCAUACCAAUACAGUGGCAGGUACUCUCUUAAAAUCUCUUGGCCCAUUCGGCAAGGCCUAUGUAGAGCAUAAGAUGCGUUCGAUCAUGUUCUUAUACUGUUUAGUUACGUCAUAGAGAUAUAUAAUUUACUAGAGUGGAUGAUGCUCUAUUUAAUUAUAUGUGUGUCACGUUCGCUUAAGGAGGAGGACCAAUGCGCAGCGUUGAAUGCGUACAUAUUAUUUAUUAAACAGAUCACCCGAUCAAAACAACGAACGAAACGUGAAGUCCUUCGAUACACACAAACCAAAAUGAACAAGAAACCACAACACAAAGUGAAAAGACCGAUAGUUAAAUAUGUCUCCCAAUCAGAGACAACCAGCUGACACUCGUUGCCUCUGAUUGGGAGUCACUCAGGCCAACCUAGAUAUACAAAACAUAGACUUACACACCCUGGCUCAACAUAACAUAGUCCCCAGAGCCAGGGCGUGACAGUACCCCCCCCCAAAGGCGCGGACUCCGGCCGCGCCAAACAACCACAACAGGGGAGGGACCGGGUGGGCACUCCGCCUCGGCGGCGGAUCCGGCUCCGGACAUGACCCAGGCACGGGUUGUGCUGGACUGACGACGCACACCCCUGGCUUGAUGCGUGGAGGAGGAACGGGCCGGACCGGGCUGACGAAGCGCACCCCUGACUUGGUGCGGGGAGCAGGAAUGAGCCGGACCGGGCUGACGACGCGCACCACUGACCUGGUGCGGGGAGCUUGGAUGGGCCGGACUGGGCUGGCGACGCGCACCACAGACUUGGUACGGAGAGCAGGAACGGGCCGGACAGGGCUGACGAAACGCACCAUAGACUUGGUGCGGAGAGCAGGCACGGGCCGUGCCGGACUGACGACGCACACCACUGGCUUGGUGCGGGAAGCUUGGAUGGGCCGGACUGGGCUGGCGACGCGCACCACAGACUUGGUGCGGAGAGCAGGAACGGGCCGUGCCGGACUGACGACGCACACCACUGGCUUGGAGCGGGAAGCUUGGAUGGGCCGGACUGGGCUGGCGACGCGCACCACAGACUUGGUGCGGAGAGCAGGAAUGGGCCGGACCGGGCUGGCGACGCGCACCACCGACUUGGUACGGAGAGCAGGAACGGGCCGGACAGGGCUGACGACGCGCACCACAGGCUCGGUGCGAGAGGCAGGAACAGGCCGAACCGUACUGGGGACACACGCCACUGGCCCUAUGCAGGGAUCAGGAACGGGCCGGACCGGACUGGUAAUACACCCCAGUACCUCUCGCCGUGCCUCCACACUUUCCCUCUCCUCUGUGACCAGUGGCCCCCUUAACCUGGCGGCCUCCUCUUCACACCCGCUGGACCGCUCCAUCGCGGCCUCCUGCUGCCCCGUCGUCCACGUCGUGAGCCCCCCCCUAAAAAUUUUCUGGGGUUCUCUCCUCCCCGUGGACCAGGCCUCCCUAGCUCUCGCCAGACUCUCGAUCCAUUGCUUCAUAGACCAGCCUCUCUCCUCUUCACUUAGCGUGGCCCAGCCGAAACUCCUACUCCCCUGAUCCCAGGUCCUUCCUCUCUCCUCUUCACGCUGCUUGGUCCAUUUUUGGUGGUUUCUUCUGUCACGUUCGCUUAAGGAGGAGGACCAAUGCGCAGCGUUGAAUGCGUACAUAUUAUUUAUUAAACAGAUCACCCGAUCAAAACAACGAACGAAACGUGAAGUCCUUCGAUACACACAAACCAAAAGGAACAAGAAACCACAACACAAAGUGAAAAGACCGAUAGUUAAAUAUGGCUCCCAAUCAGAGACAACCAGCUGACACUCGUUGCCUCUGAUUGGGAGUCACUAAGGCCAACCUAGAUAUACAAAACAUAGACUUACACACCCUGGCUCAACAUAACAUAGUCCCCAGAGCCAGGGCGUGACAAUGUGUUACAUCACCUAUGUAUUUCCUCCACAUCCUUUCCCUGCUCUCGUUGUCUCACGUCUGCAAUAACUGAAAUUACUUGGCAAUAACUGAAAUGACUUGUAUUCUCUUUUGUGCUUUAAUUCAUUUCAGUUGCUUUGAAUCUUCUCUCCUGUCAUCAUCAUGACUGGGUUUACAAUGGAGAUACAGUUUUGUUUUGUUUUACAAGAGCAGUACAGCAUUUGAGGUGUCCCCGCUGACACAAACUUAUUUUUUCACAAAAGUAGUGCACUGGGCCUUAACUAGUAUUAGCGGACGAUAUAGAAGCUGGUCAUCUAGGUUUGUACCUGUAGACUUCCAUCACCAUGAAGAAAACAAUGCACAAUACAGUAAUUGAGUACAUUGAGACGUCAAGUGGUUUGUACUGAUGUGAUGAUGUGGUUCUGUUGGUAGCGCAUGGUGCUUGUAAUGCUAGGGUUGUGGGUUCGAUUCCUACGGGGGACAAGUAUGAAAAUGUCAACACUCACUACGGUAAGUUGCUCUGGAUAAAAUGGGAAAGGAAUGAAUAGACGAUUUCAGCUUUCACAUAGAAAUAAGUUGCAUUUGCAAAGUAUUUAAAGAAACUGGAAAACAUACUGUAUACCAAGCAAGUAUUUUUAUAUUCCACAAGUAUUAUCAGAUAAACUGUUUUGUACAGAUAAUUAUCAGACUAAAGUUACAAAUGCUGGUAAACACUCAAAUACAUUUACAUUCUUUCACAAAAGUAAUGCACUGGGCCUGUACUAGUCCUGUAUUAGGGGACCAAUAUAGAUGAUACACCCCUACCCCCACCCCCAAACUACUUCCCGCGGCUAUGAGUGCAUUCACCACUAGAUGAGUCUAUGCAUUGAAUGAUCUGUCUGUGUGAAAAUUGAGUAUUCACAUGGCGUGUACAAAGACAGGCGGAAAAAGAGAAGGCAGGAAGACAAGAAAAGGGAAGAGGAGAAGAGGACAUAGAGUGUGGAAAUAGAAAUGUGAUUACACUGGUGGUGCUUUCCUCCGCUGGCUCGAGGUGGCAGAGCCCGUUACUGCCACUCGGCUAGUGAUUCAUUGGCCAAGCUGUUACCACAGCGCCGGCUUUGAUAAGAGGGAGUUUAUUUUUAAGGUGCCCUUAGCUCUCAGUGGUCCUCUGUAGCUCAAUUGGUAGAGCAUGGCGCUUGUAAUGCCAGGGUAGUGGGUUCGAUCCCCGUGAGCACCCAUACGUAAAAAUGUAUGCACACAUGACUGUAAGUCGCUUUGGAUAAAAGCGUCUGCUAAAUGGCAUGUUAUAUUAUUAUUAUUUCUCUCUUGUCGCUUCUUCAUACCCACAAUGCAUUGCUGCUCAUCCUUAGGCUGCAGCUGAUCAGAGAGUUAAGAGAAAGGACAGACGCCUGCAGUGGUUGCAGUAGCCUUGUGUGAUGGAGUCUGUGUGGCGGGAGGCCGGGGGAUACACACGCAGGAGCAUACACACACAAACACACACACAUCCUGGGGACAGCAGACCAAAGGAGUGCGGUUGGGGCCCCCUCCAUGUCAUCUCAGAUACUGCUAAUUAAAUGAGGACUGUCGCGCUGUCCCAAAAUGUUGGUUGUUGCGUAAAACCCAUAUAUUCAGAUAAGCAAAAAAGUGUGAUGGGUCCGCACUCCAAAAGAUGUUGCAUAAAGCUUACUUAAUUAUUAUUAUCUUUCACUGCAUCAGGGAUAGGUAACACAGACGUUGCAGCUUUCUUCAGUGUGUUGGUACAAAUCUUAUUAAUUCAAAACAACAUUUAUAGGGAACACAGGUGAGCUACCGGCGAGCAGCAGGUGCAUCUCAGAUACUGCUGAUAGUAGGGAUCCCUCCCUCCCUCCCUCUCUCUGUUCUUCCCUCCCUCCCUACCUCCCUCCGGUCCUCCCUCCCUUCCUCCCUCCAUCUCUCCCUCCAUUCCUCCGUUCCUACCUCCCUCCAUCCUCCCUCCACUCUGUUCCUCCCCUCCCUCCGUUCCUCCCUCCCUCUUUUAUUCCCUCCGUUCCUCCCUCCCUCCCCCCAUUCCUCCCUCCAUUGCUCCCUCCCUCCGUUCCUCCCCUCCCUCCGUUCCUCCCUCUGUUAUUCCCUCCGUUCCUCCCUCCCUCCGUUCCUCCCUUCCUCUGUUCCUCCAUCCCUCCCUCCGUUCCUCCGUCCCUCCCUCCGUUUCCUCCCUCCCUCCAUUCCUCCGUUCCUCUGUUCUUCCCUCCCUCUUCUCUCUCCCUAAUUGUCUCAGGCUGCUUCUCUUUUGCUCACAAUUAGUCCACAGUCACACUGUUCCAUAAAUACGGAGGCUAAUUAGUGAGGCGUGGGGUCUGGCUCUGUGUGUGUGUGUGUGUGUGUGUGUGUAUGUGUGGGCGGUCGGUCGGUCAGAUCUGGCUGCGUGGGUGGUGUGUAGCCUCAGAAUUGAGAUACACACACACACACACACACACACACACAGGCUGCUCCUGCAUGCUUUGUUAUUUCCAAUAAUAGGCUACUUUGUUUUAGUGUGAUUGCUAUGUUAUCAGUACAAUUCAUAGUCAUACCAAUUAUAUAAUUACUAUUUUUUCCCCCAUUUAUAUAUAAUAUAUACAGUAGGCCUGCCUAACCUUCAGUAAAUAUUUUCCCCUUUCUCCCAUAUCCCAUAUCUUCCCAACCUCUUAUUUUCCAUAUAGGCUGCCUAACAUCAAGUAAAUAUUUAUCUUCUACAGUUGAAGUCGGAAGUUUACAUACACUUAGGUUGGAGUCAUUAAAACUCAUUUUUCAACCCCUCCACAAAUUUCUUGUUAACAAACUAUAGUUUUGGCAAUUUGGUUAGGACAUUUACUUUGUGCAUGACACAAUUAAUCACAAUUCCAGUGGGUCAGAAGUUUACUAAGUUGACUGUGCCUUUAAACAGCAUGGAAAAUUCCAGAAAAUGAUGUCAUGGCUUUAGAAGCUUCUGAUAGGCUAAUUGACAUCAUUUGAGUCAAUUGGAGGUGUACCUGUGGAUGUAUUUCAAGGCCUACCUUCAAACUCAGUGCCUCUUUGCUUGACAUCAUGGGGAAAUCAAAAGAAAUCUGCCAAGACCUCAGAAAAAGAAUUGUAGACCUCCACAAGUCUGGUUCAUCCUUGGGAGCAAUUUCCAAACGCCUGAAGGUACCACGUUCAUCUGUACAAACAAUAGUACGCAAGUAUAAACACCAUGGGACCAUGCAGCCGUCAUACCGCUCAGGCAGUAGACGCGUUCUGUCUCCUAGAGCUGAACGUACUUUGGUGCGAAAAGUGCAAAUCAAUCCCAGAACAACAGCAAAGGACCUUGUGAAGAUGCUGGAGGAAACAGGUACAAAAGUAUCUAUAUCCACAGUAAAACAAGUCCUAUAUCGACAUAACCUGAAAGGCCGCUCAGCAAGGAAGAGGCCACUGCUCCAAAACCGCCAUAACAAAAGCCAGACUAUGGUUUGCAACUGCACAUGGGGACAAUGAUCGUACUUUUGGAGAAAUGUCCUCUGGUCUGAUUAAACAAAAAUAAAACUGUUUGGCCAUAAUGACCAUCGUUAUGUUUGGAGGAAUAAGGGGGUGGCAGCGUCAUCCUGUGGGGGUGCUUUGCUGCAGGAGGGACUGGUGCACUUCACAAAAUGGAUGGCAUCAUGAGGAAGGAAAAUUAUGUGGAUAUAUUCAAGCAACAUCUCAAGACAUCAGUCAGGAAGUUAAAGCUUGUUCGCAAAUGGGUCUUCCAAAUGGACAACGACCCCAAGCAUACUUCCAAAGUUGUGGCAAAAUGGCUUAAGGACAACAAAGUCAAGGUAUUGGAGUGGCCAUCACAAAGCCCUGACCUCAAUCCUAUAGAAAAUGUGUGGGCAGAACUGAAAAAGUGUGUGCGAGCAAGGAGGCCUACAAACCUGACUCAGUUAAACCAGCUCUGUCAGGAGGAAUGGGCCAAAAUUCACUCAACUUAUUGUGGGAAGCUUGUGGAAGGCUACCCAAAACAUUUGACCCAAGUUAAACAAUUUAAAGGCAAUGCUACCAAAUACUAAUUGAGUGUAUGUAAACUUCUGACCCACUGGGAAUGUGAUGAAAGAAAUAAAAGCUGAAAUAAAUGAUUCUCUCUACUAUUAUUCUGACAUUUCACAUUCUUAAAAUAAAGUGGUGAUCCUAACUGAUGGAAGGGAAAUUUUACUAGGAUUAAAUGUCAGGAAUUGUGAAAAACUGAGUUUAAAUGUAUUUGUCUAAGGUGUAUGUAAACUUCCGACUUCAACUGUAUAUUAUUUAAAGGUGCAAUAUGCAGAAAUUGCUUAGCCAUUUCCUGGUUGCUAAAAUUCAAAUAGUUUACCUAAUUUCAGUUUGUGACAAAAUAAGCAUUGUGUAGAAAAUCAUUGUACCAUCUAAACCCCUGUGAAAUAUAUUUUCCAUAACCAAAAUAUUGUAUUUUCAGCUGUUUGAAGCUGCUGUAAAAAACUGAAAGUAAAAGAUGCAAAAACUAAACUUAACGGGAAGCAUAGAAAUAGCGCACAUAAAACAGAUCUACUGCUUCUUAGACUAGCUUUAAGUAUUGUCCUCUAUUCUCUGUAUCUUCCCCAACCCCAUCUUUUCAAUUUCCAGGAAAUGCUGUGUGCCUUUAAGUUUCCAUCUGAUUUCCACCCUAUGGGCCCUGGUCAAAAUACGUUCACUACUGUAUAUAGGGAUAGGGUACCAUUUGGGACUCAGCCUUUCUCUAGGGUGACAAGUGGUCAUGAGUACUGAGGAGGACAGGGCCUUGUUCUAUGCCCAGUAAUAAUUAUUGAGAACAUUCCCUCUAGGUGGAUCUGCUCCCUCUGUGUGACCUAACUGAGACAUUCAGUGCCUUCAGAAAGGAUUCAUCUGUUCAUUGACUUAUUCCACAUUUUGUUGUGUAACAGCUUAAAUUCUAAAUGGAUUAAAUAGAUUUAUUUUCACCCAUCACCCAUCUACACAAAAUACCCCGUAAUGAAGUGAAAACGUGUUUUUAGAAAUGUUUGUUAAUGUAUUGAAAAUGAAAUACAGAAAUAUCUCAUUUGCAUAAGUAUUCACAAUCCUGAGUCAAUACUUUGUAGAAGCAUCUUUGGCAGCGGUUACAACUGUGAGUCUUUCUGGGUAAGUCUCGAAGAGCUUUCCACAUCUGGAUUGUGCAACAUUUGCCCAUUAUUCUUUUCAAAAUUCUUCAAGCUCUGUCAAAUUGGUUGUUGAUCAUUGCUAGACAAUCAUUUUCAGGUCUUGCCAUUGAUUUUCAAGUGGAUUUAAGUGAAAACUGUAACUCGACCACUCAGAAACAUUCACUGUCUUCUUGGUAAGCAACUACCGUGUAGAUUUGGCCUCAUGUUUUAAGUUAUUUUCCUGCUGAAAGGUGAAUUAAUCUCUGUCUGGGGGAAAGCAGACUGAACCAUGUUUUUCUCUAGGAUUUUGACUGUCCUUAGCUCCAUUCAGUUUCUUUUUUAUCCUGAAAAACUCCCCAGUCCUUAAUGAUUACAAGCAUACCCAUAAUACGAUGCAGCCACCACUAUCCAUGUAAAUAUGGAGUGGUACUCAGUAAUGUCUUGUAUUGGAUUUGCCCCAAAGCAACUGAGUUAGGAAGGACACCUGUAUCUUUGUAGUGACUGGGUGUAUUGAUACACCAUCCAAAGUGUAAUGAAUAACUUCACCAUGUUCAAAGGGAUAUUCAGCAUCUGCUACAAUAGGUGCCCUUCUUUGUGAGACAUUGGAAAACCUCUGUUGUCUUUGUGGUUGAAUCUGUGUUUGAAAUUCCCUGCUCGACUGUAGGACCUUACAGAUGUAUAUGUGGUAGUCAUUCAAAAAUCAUGUUAAACACUAUUAUUGCACACAGAGUGAGUCCAUGCAACUUAUUAUGACUUGUUAAGUGUAUAUUUUACUCCUGAACCUAUUUAGGCUUGUUAUAACAAAGGGGUUGAAUACUUAUUGACUCAAGACAUUUCAGCUUUUCAUUUUUUAUUAAUUUGUUAAACAUAUAUAGAUAUACUUUAACAUUAUGGGGUAUUGUGUGUAGGCCAGUGACAAAAAAAAUCUAAAUUUAAUCAAUUUUAAAUUCAGGCUGUAACACAACAAAAUGUGGAAAAAGUCAAGGGGUGUGAAUACUUUCUGAAGGCGCUGUGUGGUUCUAUUCUCGCUCUCUCUAUCUCUCUCCCUCUCUUCCGUCCUAGGAAGAUUUCUGAUGGGAGUCUCUGGGAUGAUUUAGACCCCUCUCAUUGGGUUCGAGUUUUCCUAGCUCCCUCCUUCUUAACCCUUUGGAGAGAUAAGCAGCGCAGCAGAGGGAGCGACGAAAGAGAGGGAGAGAGAUGAGAGGAGCAAGGAGCGAAAAGAGGGGAAGGGUGAGGGGGGGGUGUAGGAGGGAGCUCUCCUGAGAGAAAGAGAGGGAGGAAAGGGCUCGCGAGGGGAGAGGAAGGAAAAGAGCGGUAGAGAGAAGGUAGCAGCAUUCUAGACGAGACGAUUCGAACUCUCGAUGUACGACUCUCUUUCUCCUCUCCCUUCUCGGGCAUCUGUCGCCCUCGCUAGAGCAUCUCCCUCUCUUAUCUCUCCCUCUCUCUCUCCCUCUCUUUCUCUCUUUCUCUCUCCCUCUCUUUCUCUCUCCCUCUCUUUCUCUCUCCCUCUCUGUCUUUUUCUUUUUUCCCUCCCUUCAAUCCUGUCUCUCUUCAGUCCCCUUUUUCCUUCUCAUAUCAGUGCUGUGAUUAGUGACAGCCAGGUAGUGUAGUGUGCAGUGCAGAGGAGAAGGAGCCUCUUCACGCUGUAGAAGAUAACUCUUGUCAAUGAGGUUUAGACUCCAUGGUGCCACUUCAUGGUCCAGUACUGUAGAAGAUAACUCUUGUCAAUGAGGUUUAGACUCCAUGGUGCCACCUCAUGUUCCAUUACAGUUCAAAUGAAUGAUAAGUACUUUGAUGUUCCACCUCCUCCCUGUCCUCCAAUGAACUCUCUUCCUCACCACACACAAUCAUAUGUUUAUACACCACAUGCACGCAUACACAGGCAUACAUGCACACAGACACACACACACACACACAGGCAUGCAUACCAGUGUAUGCACACAAACACGCUGUAUACAAAUGGACGUUUACACACACACACACACACUUGAAUGGGUGUCUGCUGAACUAUUCUCUAUUUCUCAUGGUGAUCAAUACGGUAUGAUCAUCCCUCCUUCGCCUCCUCUCAACCACCCCCUCGCUUUUUUGUCACUGGCCUACACACAAUACCCCAUAAUGUUAAAGUUUAUCUAUAUAUGUUUAACAAAUUAAUAAAAAAUGAAAAGCUGAAAUGUCUUGAGUCAAUAAGUAUUCAACCCCUUUGUUAUGACAAGCCUAAAUUGGUUCAGGAGUAAAAAAAUACGCUUAACAAGUCAUAAUAAGUUGCAUGGACUCACUCUGUGUGCAAUAAUAGUGUUUAACAUGAUUUUUGAAUGACUACCACAUAUACAUCUGUAAGGUCCUUCAGUCGAGCAGGGAAUUUCAAACACAGAUUCAACCACAAAGACAACAGAGGUUUUCCAAUGUCUCACAAAGAAGGGCACCUAUUGUAGCAGACGCUGAAUAUCCCUUUGACCAUGUUGAAGUUAUUCAUUACACUUUGGAUGGUGUAUCAAUACACCCAGUCACUACAAAGAUACAGGUGUCCUUCCUAACUCAGUUGCUUUGGGGCAAAUCCAAUACAAGACAUUACUGAGUACCACUCCAUAUUUACAUGGAUAGUGGUGGCUGCAUCGUAUUAUGGGUAUGCUUGUAAUCGUUAAGGACUGGGGAGUUUUUCAGGAUAAAAAAGAAACUGAAUGGAGCUAAAGUCACAUUUCACCUUCUAAAGCACUUCCUUCCUAUAUCCUUUGAAAUAAGAUAAUCUAUGAGUCACCAAGUACCUCAAUACAUCCCAUUCAAACUGAACCAGUGUCGUAUUCAUUAAGACACAACAAAAUGUUUUGCAACGUAAAAUGAAAACAAGCAUUUCUUAUAUUGGACAAGUUCAGGUAGUCGCUCCGUUUCAGUCUGUUUUCUUCCAGUCGGUACCCUAAUGAAUACGACCCAGGAGACUUCAACCUUAUCUUAUCUAAACUGUCAGCAACUUCACACAAUCGCUGACAUCCAACCUAUAGUGGGGAGAACAAGUAUUUGAUACACUGCCGAUUUUGCAGGUUUUCCUACUUACAAAGCAUAUAGAGGUCUGUAAUUUGUAUCAUAGGUACACUUCAACUGUGAGAGACGGAAUCUAAAACAAAAAUCCAGAAAAUCACAUUGUAUGAUUUUUAAGUAAUUAAUUUGCAUUUUAUUGCAUGACAUAAGUAUUUGAUCACCUACCAACCAUUAAGAAUUCCGGCUCUCACAGACCUGUUAGUUUUUCUUUAAGAAGCCCUCCUGUUCUCCACUCAUUACCUGUAUUAACUGCACCUGUUUGAACUCGUUACCUGUAUAAAAGACACCUUUCCACACACUCAAUCAAACAGACUCCAACCUCUCCACAAUGGCCAAGACCAGAGAGCUGUGUAAGGACAUCAGGGAUAAAAUUGUAGACCUGCACAAGGCUGGGAUGGGCUACAGGACAAUAGGCAAGCAGCUUGGUGAGAAGGCAACAACUGUUGGCGCAAUUAUUAGAAAAUGGAAGAAGUUCAAGAUGACGGUCAAUCAUCCUCGGUCUGGGGCUCCAUGCAAGAUCUCACCUCGUGGGGCAUCAAUGAUCAUGAGGAAGGUGAGGGAUCAGCCCAGAACUACACGGCAGGACCUGGUCAAUGACCUGAAGAGAGCUGGGACCACAGUCUCAAAGAAAACCAUUAGUAACACACUACGCUGUCAUGGAUUAAAAUCCUGCAGUGCACGCAAGGUCCCCCUGCUCAAGCCAGCGCAUGUCCAGGCCCGUCUGAAGUUUGACAAUGAACAUCUGGAUGAUCCAGAGGAGGAAUGGGAGAAGGUCAUGUGGUCUGAUGAGACAAAAAUAGAGCUUUUUGGUCUAAACUCCACUCGCCGUGUUUGGAGGAAGAAGAAGGAUGAGUACAACCCCAAGAACACCAUCCCAACCGUGAAGCAUGGAGGUGGAAACAUCAUUCUUUGGGGAUGCUUUUCUGCAAAGGGGACAGGACGACUGCACCGUAUUGAGGGGAGGAUGGAUGGGGCCAUGUAUCGCAAGAUCUUGGCCAACAACCUCCUUCCCUCAGUAAGAGCAUUGAAGAUGUGUCGUGGCUGGGUCUUCCAGCAUGACAACGACCCGAAACACACAGCCAGGGCAACUAAGGAGUGGCUCCGUAAGAAGCAUCUCAAGGUCCUGGAGUGGCCUAGCCAGUCUCCAAACCUGAACCCAAUAGAAAAUCUUUGGAGGGAGCUGAAAGUCCGUAUUGCCCAGCGACAGCCCCGAAACCUGAAGGAUCUGGAGGUCUGUAUGGAGGAGUGGGCCAAAAUCCCUGCUGCAGUGUGUGCAAACCUGGUCAAGACCUACAGGAAACGUAUGAUGUCUGUAAUUGCAAACAAAGGUUUCUGUACCAAAUAUUAAGUUCUGCAUUUCUGAUGUAUCAAAUACUUAUGUCAUGCAAUAAAAUGCAAAUUAAUUACUUAAAAAUCAUACAAUGUGAUUUUCUGGAUUUUUGUUUUAGAUUCCGUCUCUCACAGUUGAAGUGUACCUAUGAUAAAAAUGACAGACCUCUACAUGCUUUGUAAGUAGGAAAACCUGGAAAAUCGGCAGUGUAUCAAAUACUUGUUCUCCCCACUGUAUGUGGAUGGGUUGCAUCCACUGCAGUGUCCUAUCCAUAUAUUUUAUGAAUCAGGUGCAGGAGGGUGGGGCUGCACUGUAAAUCACUGUGAUGGGGAUGUGGGGAGAUGGAGGCUCCAUAGAGUAAUAACAUGUGAUUAUCCCCUCCACACAGGCACUCUGGAACACUGUCUCUGUGCUGUCCUACCUUUGACCUUCCGUCUCACAACACACACACAUCCACAUCCACUCAUAUAUUAACUUGCAUGCACUCACACGUCCAUGCUGCACAAACAUACACAAACAAACAAACAAACAAACAAACAAACAAACAAACAAACAAACAAACACACACACACACACACACACACACACACACACACACACACAAAUAAUAAUAAUAAUAAAUAAUAUGCCAUUUAGCAGACGCUUUUAUCCAAAGCGACUUACAGUCAUGCGUGCAUACAUUUUUUUUGUGUAUGGGUGGUCCCGGGGAUCGAACCCACUACCUUGGCGUUACAAGCGCCGCGCUCUACCAGCUGAGCUACAGAGGACCACGACAAACAAACAAAUAUACACACACACAAACAAACUCACACACACCCUCAGGCGAUGAUGUUCUAAAAGGCCUCUGUUCUCUGUCCUCAGGCUAUCCUGCAGGUUAUCCUCAGGCUCCUACCUACACACCCAACCUCUACCAGACUGGCAGCCCAGGCUAUCCCCCAGGUAAGAACACACACACACAAAUGCAUGCACGCACAAACAUGCACACACACACACACAUGCACACAAGCACACACACAGUUUGAUCAAACCAGCAGUCCACUCUAUCCUCCAAGGUAAGAAUAUGCACACAUGUAAUACAACACACACUAUAUGAAUCAGAUUGGCGGUGCAGUCUACUCAAAGGUAAAAACACCCGCAUGCACACACACACAACCACGUAUACACACACACACACACACACACACACACUCAAACAUCCUCUCUGUUUACAUGUGUCUAUUCCACACGUAUUCUUGAGUGCAUAUCUUACAGCACUACACAGCACUCAAGAAUGUCUCGAUCCACAUAAUCACAGUAUUCAUGGAAAUGGGUUCUUGACAUUGUCAUGAGAAGUUUCCCCUAGACGCUGAUCUUGGGUCAGUUUAACAUUUUCACCACUAAUGGUUAAGGUUAAGAUUGGGUGAGGGGAAGCUGAUCCUAGAUCUGUACCUACAUGAAACUUCACCCCAGAGCCUUCACAAUGCCUUGAGGACUCUUAUGUAGAGCUGCUAGAGAGGCUUUGUUCAUGUUGUAUCCACACAGUGAUCUAGAACGUUCUGUCCAGAAAUGUGUGUGUGCGUGUGUGUGUUUUGUGUGCGUGUAAUGUUGUGUUUUGGUGUGAACUUGAGAAUGCCUUGAGAACGACUGUUAAUAAGAUGAUUCCGAAUUUAUUUUCUGUUUUAUUGUGAUAAACGAUUCUGACAUGUAGGCCUUACUAUGGUUGUGGUUACAUUGCCCUUUGAUGUUAGAGGAUGGCUUGAGAUGUUUGUCAGUUAGUGAAAGUGAUAUAACCUGGGGUUGUUUGGCAUUUUAUUACCGUAAAUACUGUAAUACUGUUUGUCGUUAAGAUGUCUAGAAGCAGUGUUGGGCUCUCUAGCAUCUCCUUGUGCUAGCUAGAAUAAAUGAAUGUAGUUUCAAUGGAAUGCAUCUCUUCACAUCAAAGGUUGGGUAGGUAUUAGGGUUGGGGUCAAUUACUUUUCAAUUCAGCAAGUAUUCAAUUCAAAAUUUCCUCAAUGCUUCUCUAUGAGAAAAAAUGGAGCUGGAAUUUCACUUUACUUCCUGAAUUGACUGAACUGAAAUGGAAUUGACCCUAGCUUUGGUAGCUAGUAGUUUGUGUUGUGGUUGGUGGUGAUCCAUAUUUGUUAUGUGCAGAAUCUGGUUUUACUGCAUUUCUCCUGGAGCUCCAGAGGGUUUGAUGGGCAUCAGAGAGUGGAGUGAAGUAGGUCAGUGAGAGCUGUGCCAUGUUGUCGCACUACAGUGCACUGCAGCACUGCCGUUACUGGGCUGGGUCAUGUUCCCUAGGCAUGAAACACGAGAAAAUGCGUCCGAAACUAAGCCCAAGUUCGACAAUGGAAUGGAUGAAUGAUGUGUGUACGUGUGUGUGUGUGUGUGUAUGCUUGUAUGUCAGUGUGUUUAAUGUGUGAAAUGUUAUGUAUUCUAUAUGUGUAUGUUAGUGUGUGUACUCUUUAUCUGUGUGUGUAUUCUCUAUGUGUGUGUUAGCGUGUGUACUCUGUGCACUCUGUUUGUGUGUAUGUACUCUAUUUCUGUGCUCUGUGUGUGUGUGUGUGUGUGUACUCUGUUUGUGUGUGUGUAUACAUUGUCUAAUGAAAGCCUACACACCCCUUGCACAGCCUUCACAUUUUGCUGCCUUUAAAUUAAAUACAAAACAUGUAUAAAAUGUUAUGUACACAACCUACACCACAUUUUCAAAGUAAAAUAACAAUUAUGGAUCAUUUUCCAAAUGAAUUUUAAAAAAAAGAAAAUGAAAAUGUCUUGAUUGCGUAUGUCUUAACGCCCCAGAGUUAAUACUUGGUGGAAGCACCCUUUGGCAGCCAUUACAGCUGUGAAUCAUUUGGAAUAAGAUUCUACCAACUUUGUACAACUCGUAGGGCAACAUAAACUCAGCAAAAAAAGAAACCUCUCACUGUCAACUGCGUUUAUUUUCAGCAAACUUAACAUGUGUAAAUAUUUGUAUGAACAUAACAAGAUUCAACAACUGAGAUAUAAACUGAACAAGUUCCACAGACAUGUGACUAACAGAAAUGGAAUAAUGUGUCCCUGAACAAAGGGGGGGUCAAAAUCAAAAGUAACAGUCAGUAUCUGGUGUGGCCACCAGCUGCAUUAAGUACUGCAGUGCAUCUCCUUCUUAUGGACUGCACCAUAUUUGCCAGUUAUUUCUGUGAGAUGUUACCCUACUCUUCCACCAAGGCACCUGCAAGUUCCCUGACAUUUCUGGGGGGAAUGGCCCUAGCCCUCACCCUCCGAUCCAACAGAUCCUAGACGUGCUCAAUGGGAUUGAGAUCCGGCCUCUUCGCUGGCCAUGGCAGAUCACUGACAUUCCUGUCUUGCAGGAAAUCACGCACAGAACGAGCAGUAUGGCUGGUGGCAUUGUCAUGCUGGAGGGUCAUGUCAGCAUGAGCCUGCAGGAAGGGUACCACAUGAGGGAGGAGGAUGUCUUCCCUGUAACGCACAGUGUUGCGAUUGCCUGCAAUGACAACAAACUCAGUCCGCUGAUGCUGUGACACACCGCCCCAGACCAUGACGGACCCUCCACCUCCAAAUCGAUCCCACUCCAGAGUACAGGCCUCAGUGUAACGCUCAUUCCUUAAACGCGAAUCCGACCAUCACCCCUGGUGAGACAAAACCGCAACUCGUCAGUAAAGAGCACUUUUUGCCAGUCCUGUCUGGUCCAGCGACGGUGGGUUUGUGCCCAUAGGCGACGUUGUUGCCGGUGAUGUCUGGUGAGGACCUGCCUCUCUCAGCCUAUUGCAGACAGUCUGAGCACUGAUGGAGGGAUUGUGCGUUCCUGGUGUAACUCGGGCAGUGUUGUUGCCAUCCUGUACCUGUCCCGCAGGUGUGAUGUUCGGAUGUACCGAUCCUGUCCAGGUGUUGUUACACGUGGUCUGCCACUGCGAGGACGAUCAGCUGUCCGUCCUGUCUCCCUGUAGCGCUGUCUUAGGCAUCUCACAGUACAGACAUUGCAAUUUAUUGCCCUGGCCACAUCUGCAGUCGUCAUGCCUCCUUGCAGCAUGCCUAAGGCACCUUCACGCAGAUGAGCAGGGACCCUGGGCAUCUUUCUUUUGGUGUUUUUCAGAGUCAGUAGAAAGGCCUCUUUAGUGUCCUAAGUUUUCAUAACUGUGACCUUAAUUGCCUACCGUCUGUAAGCUGUUAGUGUCUUAACGACCGUUCCACAGGUGCAUGUUCAUUAAUUGUUUAUGGUUCAUUGAACAAGCAUGGGAAACAGUGUUUAAACCCUUUACAAUGAAGAUCUGUGAAGUUAUUUGGAUUUUUACUAAUUAUCUUUGAAAGAUAGGGUCCUCAAAAAGGGACGUUUCUUUUUUUGCUGAUUUUUAUAUCCAUUGUCUUUGUCAAAAUUGCUCAAACUAAGUAAAUCUGGUUGGGAGUCAUUGAUGGACAGCAAUAUUCAUGCCUUGUCUCUGAUUUUCAAGCAGAUUUAAGACAGGACUGAGACUAGACCACUCAGGAACACUCAACACCAAUUGGAAAGCCAUUCUGGUGUGUCUUUGGCAUAAAAUGUUUUUGUCCUGCUGAAAAAUAAAACUCUAUCCCAGGGUUAGGUUUUCAGAAGACUGAGGCAGGGUUUCCUCAAUUUUUAUCUGGUCUUUGCUCCUUUCAUAUUUAUUUUGAUCGUGACAAACUCCCCAGUCUCUGCUGGUGACAAGCAUACCCAUAACAUGAUGCUGCCACCACAAUAAGAGAACAUUUGAUAUAGUUUUCUUUCACUUUGAACAUGUGGAGUAGGUUGUGUAGAUCGGUAGAAAAAAACUCUUAAUUUAUUCCCUUUUUAGAUUUAAUUUUAAGGAAACAAAAUGUGAAGAAUGUGCAAGGGGUGUGUAGACUUUCACUAGCGACCAGGUGUGUACUGUAUACUCUGUGUGUACUCUGUUUGUGUGUAUUCUCUAUGUGCGUGCUUUUGUGAGUGCAUUUGCAUGCUGUGUGUGUUUUAUUACUAUCUAUCCAUGUCUGUCUUCUAUAUCUGUCUCUGUGUUCUACGUGUGUGAGGGUGUGUGUGUAAUCUCUCUGUGUCUGUGUCUGGGACAGUGCUGCUGGUGAAGCAGGGCUGGCCCCAGGCCUCCGGUGCUGCAGGGGCCCCAGAGGGCUCCUAUGACCUGGCCAUGGACGCAGGCUCAGAGGGCCGCCAGUACCAGGCCUCAGCCGCAGCUUUCAGUAAAUAUGACCCUAUGUACUCUACACACACAGAUAUGUAUGCACACAGACAUACUCACACACACGUUUGCAUGCACUCUCACACGUACAUACACAGGAUGCACGCAGCAGGGUUUCUGUUAGCCGGUAAAUGGUGGCUUUUGGCCAAAAUAUAAUAAUAUGAAAAGCUGAUAAAUAACAUUGUUGCCGACCAAGUUGUCCAGGAAAGAUAAAAUCCAUUGAAAAAUUAUGCUUUUUAUUAAUUGAAGGAAAUACCAGUCGAUGUGCUCCAACUUCAAAGGCAAAUAUACUUCAUAUGCUAAUAAAACCAUUAAGCUGCUUGUAAAUUAGUGUCGGGUAUUUUUACUCACGCAAAAGAUGCGAGGUCCUCAUAAGAGACUUCAGCUAAGUGUACCCCGACUGGGCAAAAUUGGCGAAGAUUGUCUUGAUUAUUCCCAUUUCCAGUGUCCCCGUAUACUUUCUCCAAAACAGAGUAAAGACUGCCUCAAGACCGCGCCAGGACAAAGUAACGAGGCUGAUACACAUCAAGCUGCUCCAAGGAGUUGGACAGUUUUGACUUCCCAACAGCAGCAGCUCACUUUAGGCGAAAGUCCGCCUCAAACACAAGUAAAUUAGAGGCAAAUUAUUGUGUUCGUCAGGCCCGGUCCUAGCAGUUCUGCUGCCGCCCUAGGCAAGAUCAACAUAUGCUGCCCCUGUGUCAUGUAUAGUAUAAAUAUUUGGAAUGGAUUGAUAGACUAGAGUAGAGUAAUGAUGUAUCAUGCGCAAUUGGUGCAUUUCUGUUGAGCUUAUUCAGUAGCACUUGGAAACAAAACAUUAUUGCUAACUAUUCACAUCGGAGAGUUACAAUGUUGCAAUCACUAGGCAGCCAACUGCCUAUAGUAGGAAACAGAGUUGUUAUCAAUAAGCCAUGUAUAUCACACAUGACACAUGACACGAGUCCACGAUAGUUCAAAUUACAAUAGGCAUAACAUUUAUUAACAGCAUCUAGUAGAACUGUGAAAAGAGAGAUAUAUCAUUUGAACUUUGGAAAUAAGUGCUUUCAUGAAUGCAUGGUGCAGGCCUCGUUUCAGAGGAGCAUUGUAAAAUAAGCUUUCUCUCAAUUAACCAGCCUUAUUUUUGUUUAUUUACAUAUCGAAUUUGAUUGUCCAACAUCAGUUCUAUAAUUUCUUCAUUUUGUGGCCGCCUAGAGUGUCCUCUUUCCACUGCUGUGGUGCUGAAUGGCAGCGGGAAUGGGGAGUGGGGCGAUCCAGCUUUUGUCCUUUUUUUGUUGCAUUUGAGCUAUCCCUAACCCUUUUCCUAACCUUAACCUAAUUCUUCUAACCUGCCACAUUAAUUAUGCUAACCUGUUGCAUAAGUUAUCCUAACCUGCUACAAAUAGUCAAGUCUGAUGUUAAUUGGGCAAAAGCUAGAUCCCUUCUAGCGAUGACAGGCUGGCCCUGGUGUUAGUAGACAGCCAUGUUUAGUUAUUUAUUAGGCCUAAUUAAAAUGUUCAUGCCGGGGCUAAAUUAAAUUAGAGAGGCCUAGAUUGUAUUUGAAAACAGCUGUGUUUUGUUAUUUAUUAAUUAAAAUGUCAUACAAAUAGCCUACAGGUCAAGUCAUUCGCAAAUUAAAUUAUACAAAUAUGAUAUUAUGAAAUUGUGUUUUAUUCCUGUGUAGGCGACUUGUUCUUGUAGGCUAAAUGUUUUUAAAUUUUAAAUUUGUGAUUUAUAGCAGGGAUGAAGAUGCAACGGGCAAUGUUUUGCUUUUCAAUAAAACCUGUCAUGUUGGUAUAAGAACAUCGUUCUACUUUAUUUUAUCAAGACUUUACAGGCUAAUUUCUAUUCUGUUAAAAUGAAUUACAAUAAUGUAAAUGUGAUUUUGAUUGUCGGUCAUGUUGUCCGGUGCCACAUUUUCCUAAUGGAAACCCUGGCACACAGUCUCACACACACACACACACACACACACACACACACACACACACACACACACACACACAUUUGUAUUUACACACACAAACACACACACAUACAUGUUGGCAUGGCUGGGGGUACAUUCAGAGCUGGGCUGGGUUUCGAACUCUUGGGAAAAAGGUGUUAGGAAAAGGUUUGGAGUAAGACAGGCCGAUGGGAGGAUGUGAGGUAGUGAGUGACAUCACAGGGGAAAUGACAUCGUAGGGGGAGGGGCUGUGGGAUGGCAUCAUGCUUGGCUUAAACACCAGGGCCAGCCUGUCAUCGCUAGAAGGGAUCUGGCUUUUUCCCAAUUAACAUCAGACUUGACUAUUUGUAGCAGGUUAGGAAGCACAGCCGCGAGCUGCCCAGUGACACAAGCCUACCAGACGAGCUAAACCACUUCUAUGCUCGCUUCGAGGCAAGCAACACUGAAGCAUGCAUGAGAGCACCAGCUGUUCCGGAUGACUAUGUGAUCACGCGCUCCGUAGCCGAUGUGAGUAAGACUUUUAAGCAGGUCAACAUUCACAAGGCCGCGGGGCCAGACGGAUUACCAGGACGUGUACUCCGAGCAUGUGCUGACCAACUGGCAAGUGUCUUCACUGACAUUUUCAACAUGUCCCUGACUGAGUCUGUAAUACCAACAUGUUUCAAGCAGACCACCAUAGUCCCUGUGCCCAAGGACACUAAGAUAACCUGCCUAAAUGACUACCGACCCGUAGCACUGACGUCUGUAGCCAUGAAGUGCUUUGAAAGGCUGGUCAUGGCUCACAUCAACACCAUUAUCCCAGAAACCCUAGACCCACUGCAAUUUGCAUACCGCCCCAACAGAUCCACAGAUGAUGCAAUCUCUAUUGCACUCCACACUGCCCUUUCCCACCUGGACAAGAGGAACACCUACGUGAGAAUGCUAUUAAUUGACUACAGCUCAGCAUUCAACACCAUAGUGCCCUCAAAGCUAAUCACUAAGCUAAGGAUCCUGGGACUAAACACCUCCCUCUGCAAUUGGAUCCUGGACUUCCUGACGGGCCGCCCCCAGGUGGUAAGGGUAGGUAACAACACAUCUGCCACGCUGAUCCUCAACACGGGGGCCCCUCAGGGGUGCGUGCUCAGUCCCCUCCUGUACUCCCUGUUCACCCAUGACUGCAUGGCCAGGCACGACUCCAACACCAUCCGAUGAGACAGCCUAUAGGGAGGAGAUGAUUGUGGACUACAGAAAAAAAAAAGAGGACUGAGCACACCCCAUUCUCAUCGACGGGGCUGUAGUGGAACAGGUUGAGAGCUUCAAGUUCCUUGGUGUCCACAUCACCAACGAACUAUCAUGGUCCAAACACACCAAGACAGUCGUGAAGAGGGCACGACAAAGCCUAUUCCCCCUCAGGAGACUGAAAAGAUUUGGCAUGGGUCCUCAGAUCCUGAAAAAGUUCUACAACUGCACCAUCGAGAGCAUCCUGACUGGUUGCAUCACCGCCUAGUAUGGCAACUGCUCGGCCUCCGACCGCAAGGCACUACAGAGGGUAGUGCGUACGGCCCAGUACAUCACUGGGGCCAAGCUUCCUGCCAUCCAGGACCUCUAUACCAGGCAGUGUCAGAGGAAGGCCCUCAAAAUUGUCAAAGACUCCAGCCACCCUAGUCAUAGACUGUUCUCUCUGCUACCGCACGGCAAGCAGUACCGGAGCGCCUAGUCUAGGUCCAAAAGGCUUCUCAACAGCUUCUACCCCCAAGCCAUAAGACUCCUGAACAGCUAAUCAUGGCUACCCGGACUAUUUGCACUGCCCCCCCCACCACCACCCCAUCUUUUUACGCUGCUGCUACUCUGUUAAUUAUUUAUGCAUAGUCACUUUAACUCUACCCACAUGUACAUAUUACCUCAACUACCUCAACUACCUCAAUUAGCCGGUGCCCCCGCACAUUGACUCUGCACCGGUACCCCCCUGUAUAUAGCCUCCCUACUGUUAUUUUAUUUUACUUCUGCUCUUUUUUUCUAACACUUUUUUGUUGUUGUUGUUUUAUUUUACUUUUUUAUUUAAAAAAAAAUUCAUUGUUGGUUAAGGGCUGUAAGUAAGCAUUUCACGGUAAUGUCUACACCUGUUGUAUUCGGCGCAUGUGGCAAAUACAAUUUGAUUUGAUUUGAUUUGCUGUGCGGUAUCAUAUAACACAUUUGCUGGCUGCUGCAGCAUACAUUCUUCUCAAAUAGUGUAACUACGUUUUAGUUGGAUAGAUAAUGUGUGUUCGAGUCAUGGAAGUGAUUUGGUGGUUUCCUAACAUUAAUGUAAUGAUCAAUGUCCUCUAAAACCCACCAGAACAGACACUUCUCUGUGUGUGUGUGUGUGUGUGUGUGUGUGUGUGUGUGUGUGUGUGUGUGUGUGUGUCUGUGUGUGUGUGUGUGUGUGUGUGUGUGUCUGUGUGUGCCUGGCUGUGUGUGCUUGAGUGUUUGAGUAUAAAAAAAGAAUGUUCACAUUCUCUGUGUAGUUUUAACAGGGCUUGUUCACGAUUGCAGCCGACUGUCGACUGACUGAUCUACAAAUUACCUUGCAUCAAAUAUAACUACUUAUUAUUAUUUGUAGAUCAGUCAGUCACAAUUUACCCAAAAUGCAUCACGUCGGCUGCAAUGUCGAACAAGCCCAUGGCCUCUCUUUGGGCAUUCAUAAUACAGCUGGUUCUGCUUCAUAUCUGUCCAAAGCUCUGUGGAAACUAUAUAUAUAUCUUGGAGGCUACAUGUAUUUUGUAAAGGAGCACUGUUAUUCAGUCAAUCCUCAGUGUUCUCCUCCUCCAAUGACACACUCUGAAUCUCAAGACAAUUAAAACUGAUCUGGAAACUGAAACUAGGUCUCGCUCACCGCAUGUUCUCUUUCUUUCUGCCUCCCUCUCUUUUGCUUUCUCUUUCUCCAUCUUUCCCUCUCCCGUCUUGAUCUCUCUCUUACUCUCUCUCUCUCUCUUGCUUUUUUCUCCCUGACUUUCACUUUCUUUCUUUCUCUCUUUCCAUCCUUCCCUCUCUCUAUCUCUCUCUCUCAUCUAGGAUACACUGCUGGGACACCCUACAAGGUCCCCCCUGGUCAGUCCAAUGGGGCGCCCCCUCCCUACUCCCCGUCCCCUAACCCCUACCAGGCGGCCAUGUACCCCAUCAGAAGUGCCUAUCCCCAACAGAACCUCUACACUCAGGUAAGGACCUGGCCUGGCUUUUACUCACUGGGGUUGGCUGUCUGUUUGACAAUAUCACCUACCUACUUAUAAGAUGUGAUUGAUGACCUCUCUCUACUUGUUUUUUGAUUGUUAGAAGACAGUUAGCUUGCUGAGUAAAAUUAGCUGUGCUAGAAAAGUAAGAAAAGCCAAUUCUAAAUUUUUCAAUAUUGAAUAUUGCCAAAGCAUUCCAAAAAUCACUUAUCUUUUCUUCUAUUCCUCUCAGGGUGCGUACUAUACACAGCCGAUGUAUGCAGCUCAGCCCCACGUCAUACACCACACCACAGUGGUGCAGCCCAACAGCAUCCCAUCCGCCCUCUACCCUGCCCCUGUCCAACAGCCCCGCUCCAACGGCCAUAUGGCCAUGGGCAUGGUGGCUGGCACAACCAUGGCCAUGUCUGCUGGUAAGAAGUCAAAACUAAACUACUAGGGUUGCAAAAUUCCCAGGUUUUCCAGAAAUCCCGGUUGGAAGAUUUGUGGAAUCAGGAUAGAAUAUCCAGGAAAUCUGGGAAUCCUACAACCAAGAUUUUUGGAAAACCUGAGCAUUUUGGUAAAGUUACUGGAAUUUUGUGACCCUAUCAACAGCUCAAACAAAUUGUUCACACAACUAUUACUUACAGUGAUGUUUCUGUUUGGAGUAAAGGCUGUGUUUAUAACACAUUUCUAACAGUAUUCGGUCGAUUAGUUCUCAAGGAGUAGAUGUGUUUGGCCACCGACAUGUUUCCAUGGUGAUGACAACAGUCUGGCCGUGUUACCAUGCUGAUGACCUCUGUCUGUCUGAUUGACCCUCUUUGCCCAGGUACUCUGCUGACCACGCCUCAGCACGCCACUCAGCACAUUGGUGGACAUCCGGUCACCGUGCCAACCUAUCGGCCCCAGGGGACGCCUGGGUACAGCUAUGUGCCUCCUCACUGGUAGACCCCACUGGGCCCCACUCAUGUAAGUUACUGGUCCUAGAUCAGUUUUAACCUAUCACAAUGUUAUCCCAGUCUAUGGUUAGGAGAGUUAAGGGCCGAUCUAUUGACAGUGCUUUGAUACGUAAGUGCGUUGAUUUUUUAUUAUUAUAAAAAUAUAUAUAUGAGCAACUGUAAUUUUGAGUUAUUGUCACUUGGUUUUGGAAAAAGAAUUUAUAGGACAAAUGUGAUAUUUUCUUUGUAAAUUACAUAUAUAAUACAUAAUACCAUUUGUCUUCUCCCUCCCCUCUCCAUCCUUCUACUGCUCUCCCCCUCUCCAUCUCUCUCUCUCUCACUCUUUCCCCUCAGAUCGGGAGUCAAACAUUGCUCACAACUCAAGUCUUACAUUGGUGCAGGAGGUCUGGCAUACGAGCAUCAAGUCUGUCAGCAAGAACAAAAAACUAAAGUGCAAGGGUCACUAUGCAUUCUUUUGUGAUUUGGAAAAGCUGCUUUUUCAUGUUUUUAUUAUUUUUUACCAGCCUCAGAUUUUUUGGAUUUGUUUUUUUAUUUUGACUCUCUUAUAAUCCAGACACACACUGACCAGCAGUAUAGUACAUGUAUAGUACAUUUGUGCUUCUUCUUUUGUGUGUGAGUGUGUGUGUAUUUUUCUGUUCUGAACACUGGUUCCGACGCAAAGCCAGUCCCUUCAGCCGUGAGAAUGUACACGUCUUUGUAUGCUGCCAAAUUUUCAAAUGUUUCAAAAAACAUUUGGGGGAAAGCGCAGUAUGAGUGUCGCGCCUAGAUUACUUUCUACCUUAUUGAUUUGCAUUCCCAUUUCGGUUUAUGUUCAAACACAACCAUCUUCCAGCACAAGAUAACAAGGGUCGUCUUCCAGCUUGUAGCAACAGUGCAUUAACUUGGCUUCUUAAGAUUAUACCCACUGUAUAUCAGUCAUGUGGUAGAAGAAAGACUAAUACCGUAAGUACCGUAAUAGUUACACACCAUGUAGAGUACAUUUUCAGUAAGUUCAGUGGACAUAAUUAGCUUUUACGUCUACUAAAGUAUAGUAAGCAAUUUAAAUAUCUAUACAUGAAUAUAUUAUAUAUAGGAAUACUGACGUGUGAGCGAGCGCCUGCGCGUGUUUGUGGUUCUUUUGUACACGUAAAAGCUCGCCAAACUUGAAAACACACUCACAUUUAGGUAUUUCAGUUGGCAUGAGUAGUGGCACAUGUACGCAUAUACAUAUACAGAUUUAUAGGACAUCACACACACACACGCAAAAGUGUAGAUGGCAUAGGAUGCAAUGGAUAAAUUGCUGGAUAGGGUCUCCCUCAUAACUUGCAGGCUAUGUUGUGAACUGAUUCCAAUUCUAAUCUAGUGUCAACUGAGGUGCAUGGAGUUUGAGGGGUGAGGCAAAUUGUCAGUUGGACCAGGGAUUGCUAAAUCGAAGGAUUCAGAGGGAUUUAAGGUCAGUAGAAGAGAGGGGGAUAAAGGAAUACAAGGGGAGUAGUGAGUGAAAAAAGCAUCUAAAUUGUAUAGUGGUCAAGCAUCUAUGCCCAUAGCCUUGAGCUGCAUGCCUCCCAUUGAUCUCACAGACUGGAGAUGAGUGUUAUUCGCAAUAAAGAUCCCAUGUGAUGUCAUGUUUACAUGUUUAAUAGAGAUCUAGGUCCUAAACUGCACCAUUUACCUGGGUCGUGUUCAGCAAGGCACGCCAGAGCAAAACGUUUUGCAAUGGAAAACGAAAAUUGGUGUUCUUAUUGGACAGAUUCAGGUAGUACCUCCCUGUUUUACUCCUUUUCAAAACGUCUUCUCCUGAACUGAACAUGGCCCUGAUCAGUGUCACUAGUUCUUCAAGUGACCGGUAGAGGGCAGUAGUGAGGGGUGCGGGGC